AGGUGGGGCUAGACGGAACCCGCGGAGGGGGCGGUGCUGGACCUGGAGGGGUGGAAACCCCAGCGAGGCCGGGCCUGGUCUCGCCGGUGCCCCCCUGCCCGCCGGUGCCGGGGGGUGGGGCUCCCCGAGCCCGCGACCCCGCGGCAGGUGGGACGCGAAGGGCUGGAGCGAGAUCCGCCCCCGACUCCCGUCCUCCUCUCCCUCCCCCUCGGGCAGGAACAAAAGCGGGAGGUGGGACCCGGAGGCGCCCUGACUCCGCGGGGCGGGCCCGGAGACGCAGCCUCCUUAAAGCCGGGCUGCGGGCGAGGCGCUCUCCACUGGCGCGUGCCCGGGCAGCGCACGGAGCUGACCUCCCCCCAGGUUUCGGUCUCCGCUCCGCUUCGGGCCCGAGCAGGUCACUCACGCGCCGGACCCGUAUAGGCGCCGCUUGGCCGUCAAGCAUGGGGUUACCUCGGAGGGCGGGGGAGCCGGCGGAGCUGCGUAAGAGCCUAAAGCCUCUGUUGGAGAAACGCCGCCGCGCGCGCAUCAACGAGAGCCUGAGGCAGCUCAAGGGCAUCAUCCUGCCGCUGCUGGGCAAGGAGAGCUCCAGCCACUCGAAGCUGGAGAAGGCGGACAUCCUGGAAAUGACCGUGCGCUUCCUGCGGGAGCUGCCUGCGUCCUUCUGCCCCGAGGCGGCGCCCACUCCCUCCGACAGCUACCUCGAGGGCUACCGCGCCUGCCUGGCGCGCCUGACCCGCGUGCUGCCCGCCUCCCGCGUCCUGGAGCCCGCCCUGAGCGCUCGCCUGCUGGAGCACCUGCGGCGGAGGGCGGCAGGCGCUACCCCCGACGGAGGGAGCACUGCGGACUCGUGCGGCCCACCCACGCCCUCCCCGUCACCCUCCCCCGCGCCCUCGCCGCCUGCGCCUCCCUGCUGCCCCAGCCUCUGGCGGCCCUGGUAGUGCCCUGGCCUGUCCCCAAUCCUGCUGACUGCCCCUGGGGUCCGAGGAAGCUCUUGGUGACAACUGCUGUUUCCCACGGAGGCAUCAGCCCAGCACCCACAGCCGGGCGGCAGCCCGGGUGUUUGCGCCCCCUGGGGCAGACUGAAGGCCCGGGAACUCGUCUGGAGGAAAUAAAGGGAGAGGCCCUGCCUCACCCCCGCUCCCCCCCCUCGCCCCCCGCAAGGGUGUGUGGGCUGGAGGAGAAGGGGCAGGUGGCUGCAGGGGAGGAUGAAGACCCCAGCCCCACUGGUGCAAGUGGCGCUAGGCCUGGGCCAGUCCCUGCCGCCCUGGCAGCCAGCGUACCUGGCCCGGCUCUGGUGCCAGGACGAAGGGCUGGGCCAGGAACUCUCCUGAGCCGGGGGCAGGCACCUGCUGCGAGUGGUCGAUGCCCUUCCGGCCCUUCUUGGGCCUGCCUCCUCACCCACUCUGCUUGAGACGCUCUGGGCACACAGAAGCAAUGGCCCGGGGGGCUCUGCAGGCCGGGGAGCCGGCCGCCCUGCUCCUGGGUGCCCCUGUCCACAGCCUCCCACCAGAGGGACUGGGUGAGCCAGGGCUCCGCGCCGGCAGUGGUGGCUGCCUCGCUAGGUGGGUGGGCGUGGGGAGGACGUACGUCCCCAAGCGUUCAUUCAACCUGGUGCGUGUGCCAGGUGUGUGGAAGGGGUGGGGCGAGCAUGAGGGCGCCCAGGACACCCAGUGUGGAGAUGGUGCCCAGGCGGGGUGGGCGGGCCCAGGCCACGGAGCAGCAGCGGAAGGCCAAGGGGUGACCGCAGCCGGUGAAGGGCCAGGAAGCGCAUCUCCUCGUUUGCUCACGUAGACUGUCGCUCCCUGCUGCUCUCCAGGGCGGGUGCUGGGAGCUCCUUGUUCUCAAGACUUUCCUUCUCCCCUUGGAAGCCAGCGGACCCGUGAAGACCCCGGGGGGGAGGCCCACGGAUCCCUGGGGUGGGGGUGCCCAAGGCAAGCAGGAGUCCUGCUGGCGGCCGUGUUUCCAUCAUUCUGUGAGGAUUCGCUGUGAGGAUUCGCUUGAGAAGGUGGGCGUCCCCCCCCCCCCAGUGCCUAGGCCACCGGCCUGUGCGAGGGCCCGGGGCACUAGGGGCGUGAAGACAGAGUUGAUGGGGGGGUUGCCACUAAACCCACGACGACCUCGAUGCUGACUUGGAUGCGACGUGGGAGGCUGUGGGUGUCACUGCAGAAGUCACCACUGUGAUACCGGGGCGACCCCCAGCAAGGUGUCCUGUCUCACCCCCCUCUCUGGGCCCAGCUGGCUGGACUGUGGGCUCCCAGAGGGCGGGGCUGGGCUGAGUGCUCCUCCACGCCCAAGGCACUGGGCGCACAGUGGGUGCUCAAUAAACUCGUGGAGUAACGAACA
This is a messenger RNA of Phyllostomus discolor (pale spear-nosed bat), 2343 nucleotides long. RefSeq names its product hes family bHLH transcription factor 2 (gene HES2). The record is from RefSeq and is a predicted model, not a curated record. NCBI's taxonomy places the organism in Eukaryota, Metazoa, Chordata, Mammalia, Chiroptera, Phyllostomidae. Gene Ontology annotation, molecular function: DNA-binding transcription factor activity, RNA polymerase II-specific; RNA polymerase II cis-regulatory region sequence-specific DNA binding; protein dimerization activity. Bases 441 to 938 code for a protein of 165 amino acids. The transcript is spliced from 4 exons. Gene Ontology annotation, cellular component: nucleus. Gene Ontology annotation, biological process: regulation of transcription by RNA polymerase II; regulation of neurogenesis; anterior/posterior pattern specification.